Trypanosoma rangeli is the source of this 2496-nucleotide messenger RNA. RefSeq names its product putative transcription factor 25-like. Lineage: Eukaryota; Euglenozoa; Kinetoplastea; Trypanosomatida; Trypanosomatidae. The record is from RefSeq and is a predicted model, not a curated record. Gene Ontology annotation, cellular component: RQC complex. The coding region runs from base 1 to 2496 and encodes 831 amino acids. The transcript has a single exon.
AUGUCUGCCAGGCAGCUGCGACGCCUGCAGAAUCUGGUGAAGGCCUCUACGGGAGCGGAUGACGAGGACGUCGUCGUCGCAGAGGAGUUGCACCCCUCAACGAUGAAGAUUCCAGGGGGCGGGAAGAAAUCUGCGCGGCGACAAAGGAUGACAGGGCGGAAGGCUCAAGUUGAAGCUGGCAGCCAACACCACCAGGAGGAAGAAUGGACGUUGGUCACCAGCCUCGACAAGACAGAUAUUCACAGGGAGGCAGACAACAGAAGCGAACGUGCUGCACUUGCGGGAAGGAGAGAGCCCGAGGUUGGAAGAAGGCUGAACAAGGAGGUGGAGGUGCGGGUCGCCAAGGUUGCGGUUGAUGGUGUGCAAGACAAGGAAGAGGUGACGAACGAGCGCCGCAACAAACGGCAACGCAAUAGGCACGCAAAGGCCAAACGUCGCGAAAAAGAGCGUGAAGAAGAAUUGUUACUGGAGGCAGCACUGCGACAACGAGAGGAGGAUGCAACCGUUGGUGGGGCUGGGCUUGACACGGGCGGUAAGAUGAGUGAGGAGGUGAAUCUUCUUGAGCUUCUCUCUGUUUGCGAUGCUAAAAAACUUGAUACACGAGAGGAGCGCAUUCGCCGCUUUGGUGCAAGAGCAGUGGAGGACGUCGGUGACGGCAGAGUUCCAACGCGGCGCGCAGAAAAUAGGCCAGCCUCACUUCUUUUUGCGGAGCAUGGACAUUUUGCGCCUCGCUUUUUCCAUAGCCUGUUGGCAACACCCAACCGCUACAGCUGGCCGCAAUACGACGGCCUCGGGGUGGCCCUUGUGGUGAAAGAGACCAAAGCCGCUAAGGAUAAUCAGACCGCCGAGGAUGAGGGUAAAACCACGGCAGGGAGUCCUCUUGUGUACUACCUUGAUGAUUCUACGGCCGAGACGCGGCGCGCGGACAUGGCACUGGCGGUUUGUGGUUCAACUCACGGUGGUGUGGAGGGUAUUAUGCAGUGCCUGGCCGCUGCGCCGUACCACAUCCCCACGCUUAUUAUUGCGAGCAAUGCGUUUGAGACGAUGGGUAGUGUCCCACGCGCUCAGGAGGCCAUUGACAUUGCACUGUAUCACGUGGGUGUAUUACUUUCGCGUUUUCCAGUUCGACAGACAGUGCGGCGACGUUGCCUGCCUUUCAGUAUAGCUUCCAACAAACAACUCUUUCAGGUUUUGCGUUGUGGGGUUCAGCAAGCACUUAGAAAGGCGGCCACCAGGACCGCAUGGGAGACUGCGAAACUGAUUUACUCCCUUGACGACACGGAUCCACUUGGGAUGCUAUUGCAACUUGACUAUUUGGCACUGCGGGCGAAGCGGUGGGCAUGGCUAGUGCAAGUGUAUUUUAUUGUGAUACGUGAAAUUGAGCGUGAUGCUGACGACAAGGAGGCGGGUAAUCUGAAUGACGCACGGUCCAACCGUGGACUGGCGUUGGCAUUGUCAACACUGCCCGGUUUCUUUUUUAGUGCCGCCCUCGCCAAAUACUUCCUCGAGCGAGAGGAAGCAACGUGCGUGGGCCCCACCGGGUCAUCUGGGAGCAAAACACCAAAUGUAAUACGUGAGAUGAAACCGCCGCAGCUACAUGCCCUUCGCAAUACUCCACCGGCUGCAGUGAUGCUUGCGCACGCUAUUGGCCGUUUUCCUUCUGCUGCUGUACUACUUGUUGAAAAAAUUGGAGGCCUAUCUGUACUUCCAUCAGCUCCAGCAUCAUGGCAGGAUGUUGUGAGGGCACACGAGAUGACUACAGAAGAGCAUGGUUUGCAUGUGGCGAGUAUGUGGGUGGCUAGGAAUGCCGAAAUGUGGAAGGCGGCAGAACCAAGCGCUUUUCUGCGUCGUGUGAUACAAGAGGACUACGUAAAUUGGCUAAAAACUUACAAUGACGCUAAUAAUAACACCUCUUCGACAGCUGCUGUUACCGUCACAGUGGAUGCCUUGCACCCUCUCACACCAUGGAAACAUGCACUGCUCAAGGAAGAGGACAUAUUGGGUCCGACCCUGAGUGCAAUCCCGGCGCACUUGCUGGACACGAACGAAUUUACUGAGGAAGAUCUGCGCGAUGAAGCGCGGCGUGCAACGAGCCACGAACUUGGCCCAAUGGAACAAAUCACCCUGCUGCGUUUUGAAGCUUUGUACGGGCCUCUGUCACCAGCGACACUCUUGCCGGCUGAGCGGCUUGCCAGGUAUAGUGCAAGGUUUGAGGAGGAAGGUAGAGGGCGCCAGAUUGGAGAGGAACACAACCCCCUUUUUCUUUUUUUUCGAACGUUCCUGCCUUGGAAUAGCAUGCAAGAGAUGACACUGCGCGCGGCGUUGGAUGCUGCUGGGAUUCCUGACCCUGCCGUCAACUUUAUUCGUCGACCGCGUCUGGAAGACGAAAUACUCUUGCAAGACGAAUACGAAGAGGAGGAGGAAAAUGGGUGGGAAACAGAGGAGAGUUGGUAUGACGAUGCAUUCUUUGUAGAAACUGACAGUGAUGAGGUCUAA